Symbiodinium sp. CCMP2592 is the source of this 984-nucleotide messenger RNA. The record is from the annotation of a GenBank genome assembly. Lineage: Eukaryota; Dinophyceae; Suessiales; Symbiodiniaceae.
AUGCGGGCCCUCUGGGCGGCUGUGCUCUGCAGUACAGCCGGUGCCCAGAUCUACAAAUUCAACGAAGCCACCGUGCCAGAAAGCAAAUCGCUGAGCUUACUUUAUGCAUUCUUCAUCUAUGAUCCUCCGAAUGUCACGGGGAAGCGAGCUCCGGUGACUCCCUUCGUGCAGUUCAAGAGCCUGAAAGCGUCAUCCACAUCAGAGGAUUUCGACAACGACAAGCUCAAAGACUACCAGGGUCUGCAGAUUCACUUGAUAAAAUAUGAGGACUUGUGGUCGCAAGUUGACACCAGCCAGAUGUGCGCGACCUACUACGAUGUCCAGCAAGGUCUCAGCAAAGUCCAGGAUCACCUCAUUAUUCGCAGAAACAACGGGCAAAGCUUGGCCGACGUCAAUGUCUACAGGCAUCAGCUUCGGUUUGCAAAGAAGGAGCCUGACGAGAGGGUUGUCGUGAAGCAUGGUGGGGUGUACUACCUUGUCGUCUCGAACUGCGGCACCUUUGACCAGGCGACAAUCAGUGGCCAGGUCAUCGUCAAGAACCAGCAUGGCUACCUCCCAGCCAACGAGUACAGCAAAAUGCCUUUCUACGGCAUUUCCGGCCUCGUCUGCAGUGCGCUAUUCGUCAUCUGGGUGCUGCUGUGCGUGCGGUGGUGGACGCAGCUCUUCAACAUCCACCUGUGCAUUGCGGCGGUCUGCUUCCUGGCAGUAGCCGAGUCUGGGAUCUGGUAUCUCUUCCUGAUAGACUGGAAUAGCAGCGGCAUGCACAGCAACUUCCUUUUUGCCUCUGCCGUGGUCUGCUCUGUGACGAGGUCAACAGCCUCUUACAUGCUGGUGCUACUGGCUUGCCUGGGUUGGGGAGUGACGAAGCCUAUCCUAGACGGCUCCACCAUUUGCCGCAUCCUCUGCCUGUCUUUCAUAUACAUCGUGCUCAACGUGAUCCGGGAGAUCGUGUUCCUUGGCCUGCUUUUAAGGGUUUGGGGUUGA